Messenger RNA from Anolis sagrei ordinatus, 875 nucleotides. RefSeq names its product chymotrypsinogen B-like. Gene Ontology annotation, molecular function: serine-type endopeptidase activity. NCBI's taxonomy places the organism in Eukaryota, Metazoa, Chordata, Lepidosauria, Squamata, Anolidae. Gene Ontology annotation, biological process: proteolysis. The record is from RefSeq and is a predicted model, not a curated record.
AUAGCAUCGUUUCCCAGAAAGAGGUAACAUGGCGGCUCUCUGGUUCCUAUCCUGCCUGGCGCUUUUCAGUGCCGCCCAAGGCUGUGGUGUCCCCAAGAUCCAGCCUGUCAUCAGUGGCUACACCCGCAUUGUCAACGGAGAGGAGGCAAUUCCUGGAUCGUGGCCCUGGCAGGCUUCCUUGCAGGAGAAAUCCGGUUGGCACUUCUGCGGUGGAUCUCUGGUCAGCGAGCGCUGGGUUGUGACCGCAGCCCAUUGUGGUGUGACGACCUCCAAUGUCGUGGUGCUUGGCGAACAUGACCGCAGCUCCUCUGCAGAGAAAGUACAGAAGCUGGCCGUCGAGAAGGUCUUCACCCACCCAGAGUGGAACCCCGUGACCAUCAACAACGACAUCGCCUUGAUCAAACUGGCCACUCCGGCCGAGCUGACCGACACCGUGUCCCCUGUUUGUCUGACAGACGUCACCGAUGGGUUCAAGAGCGGAGACCUCUGCGCCACCAGCGGAUGGGGAAAGACGCGCUACAACGCGUUCACCACCCCCAACAAGCUGCAACAAACAGCCCUGCCCCUCCUCUCGAACGAGAAAUGCAAAGAGUCCUGGGGCAGCAACAUCUCCGACUUGAUGAUUUGUGCCGGGGCAGCCGGCGCCUCUUCAUGCAUGGGUGACUCUGGUGGGCCCCUGGUCUGCCAGCAAGAUGGUGUCUGGAAGCUGGUGGGCAUCGUGUCCUGGGGAAGCAGCCGCUGCUCCGUCACCACCCCGGCCGUCUACGCCCGAGUCAGCCGCCUCCGCGACUGGGCCGAGGAGACCAUGGCCAACAACUGAGGAGACAAGGAAAUCAGGGCACCCAGGGGACAAUAAAGAGUUCCUCCCUCAUGAA